Molecule: messenger RNA, 708 nt
Organism: Miscanthus lutarioriparius
Lineage: Eukaryota; Viridiplantae; Streptophyta; Magnoliopsida; Poales; Poaceae
Source: the annotation of a GenBank genome assembly
AUGAGCACUCUGAAGAAAUCCGACAAGAAAGCUGCCCUCGACUUCGCAGCGUGGAGUUUCAAUGUCACCACAUCGGUUGGAAUCAUCAUGGUCAACAAGGCGCUGAUGGCUACGUAUGGGUUCAGUUUUGGAGUUGCAGUCUGCACGGUUACUGAUGUCAGUGUGAAUGCAAGAGGUCUAAUUGCGGCUGUCAUAGCUGUUUGGAGCACAGCUUUGCAACAAUACUACGUCCAUUUUCUCCAACGCAAGUACUCUCUGAACUCAUUCAACCUCCUGGGCCACACUGCUCCAGCCCAAGCUGGGUCACUCCUGCUAGUGGGACCAUUUGUAGAUUACUUGUUGACAGGCAAAAGGGUGGAUCACUUCAGUUUCUCAUCGCUUGCUCUGUUUUUCCUGGCACUCUCAUGCUUCAUCGCCAUUGGUGUUAAUCUGAGCCAAUUCAUCUGCAUUGGGCGGUUCUCUGCUGUAUCCUUCCAAGUCCUAGGCCACAUGAAGACCGUACUUGUUCUGUCCCUUGGGUUCCUUUUCUUUGGCAAGGAGGGCCUGAAUCUUCAGGUAGUCCUUGGGAUGGUUCUGGCUGUUCUUGGAAUGAUAUGGUACGGAAAUGCAUCUGCUAAACCAGGCGGCAAAGAGCGGCGCAGCAUCCUGCCAGUGAGGUCUGCAAGUCUCAAGGGAAGUUCAGAAGAAAAGGCGGGUACCGAGAAAUAG